Phytomonas sp. EM1 is the source of this 1053-nucleotide messenger RNA. The record is from the annotation of a GenBank genome assembly. NCBI's taxonomy places the organism in Eukaryota, Euglenozoa, Kinetoplastea, Trypanosomatida, Trypanosomatidae.
AUGUCGCAUCCCAUGAUACGCAGAUUCUCAGGAGAGCGAGCCCCGUCGCCAACCCCUUCCAUCUGGGGAGUGCUUAUCGCACAGACCGCCCCCAGCGGUGAAAACGGUCUGCUCUCGGCCUUGCGAAGGCAACCAUCAGAGGAUGACGUCAAGGGGUUUCUGCAAAUUCACGGGACCGGAGGCGGACUGGUUGAAGCGCUGCCAAGUAAUCAAUACAAGCGCGCCGUCCUUUUUGAGAGUUGGGAUCGGUUCCCACCGCCUGGCACCGCCCCGGCAGGUAGUUGCACCGGCGACAGCGAUGGCGAAGCCUCCGUGUUAGGCUCUCUGGGGUGCUUGUCGGGCUUUCUCCCGCUUCUUCUUGCACUUCGCGGCGAUGUGGUGCGCAUUGGCCGGCUGUCGAGCAACGAUAUCGUCCUCGCGGGUAAUCCGUACAUCAGCAGCGUCCACUGCGCCCUGUUUCUCACAUCGACGUUGGAGAGGGCGUCCUUAGCAAAGAGGGGCAAAUCGCAUCAUCUGGGCACCGCCGUGGCUGCUGGUGGCAUUGAGGUAACCUUCUCGGACUACAGCACCAACGGCUGCCAUAUCAACGGCGUGAGGCUUGGGAAGGGCAAGGCGUACACGUCACUCCGCUCCGGCGAUAUCGUGGAGCUCGUGAACGCGGGGGAGGACUGUACGGAGGCUCACAACGUCAAGCUCCUCUAUCUUGACCAGCCUGGCUUUGCUAGGUGGCUGGCUGAGAACGCGGGAGAGGUGCAGGGGGCAUCCGUCGACAGAGUUCAGGGCUGUGGUGGAAACGACAAACUCCCACAGCGGGAGGAGACCCGCCCGCCGUCUCGCACCGGUCAACGCUACAAGGAGGUGAUGAUCCGGGCGCGUUUGGAUGUGGUCGCGCAGGUGCGGCGCAUGUACAACCACGACGUGGAGGACUUCUACGUGUUGGACAAGCGAGCACCGCCCGGGGAGGGUGCCUUUGGGAAGGUCUACGCUGGCGCCUUGAAGCCGAUGGCGUCUGACGCGAAUCAAAAGGGCCACCUCGUGUCGUUUGCAGGGUAG